Messenger RNA from Synchiropus splendidus (mandarinfish), 3904 nucleotides. Its product is annotated as cysteine protease atg4da-like. Gene Ontology annotation, molecular function: protein-phosphatidylethanolamide deconjugating activity. The record is from RefSeq and is a predicted model, not a curated record. The transcript has 11 exons. Lineage: Eukaryota; Metazoa; Chordata; Actinopteri; Syngnathiformes; Callionymidae. The coding region runs from base 1478 to 2944 and encodes 488 amino acids.
GCUCCAUCAAACACGAUUCACAUUCAAGAUCAAAAGAUUUGAGUCGGCCCGGCCGACAUGGCGUUCAUUUUGUCUUCUCAUAUACAAGCUAAUGGCAGCGCCAGCGUCUGUCGCCCCCCACCCUCACUCAGUUUCAUACUCGACGGCCUUAAACUCGCUGAUGGGAGGGCAUGAUUUUGGUAGUCAACACUGUGAACAACUUCUGAACUGACCAAACCAAACAUAUCUUUCAAAGUUGUAGAAUAAAAAAAGAUGAGUGUUAUCGAAACACUGGACCAAAGUACCAAAAUAUGUGGUCAGUUUAAGGGCUGAAUCUUGGCGGACGGAAGGAUGAGGUGACGCUUGCACAGGGAUGCUAUGCAAAGUGCUUUGUGUUGUCCCCAAAUAUGACGUUUACACUGGAGGGAUGAUGGUUGCAAUAAGCCAAGCAUUUUGUUUCGUCUCCAUCCAUCGUCGUAAAAUGUGCAAUUGGAUAUAUUUUUUUCGAUCGUUUGUGUGUCGACACGCGCAAUCAAACUAGCACUUGUCAGAGAGUAGCAAAGUGAUGCUCACUCUUCUAGUUCUGCAGGCGUGCAAUAUGUUCCGCAAUGUCCAUUCAAGUGCCAGUGUUUUCAUUUAGUCAGCUGUUUGGAUUUGCAGGUGAAAUGUAUGAUAAUAUGCAAACCUUCAGUGCCCAGGUCCAGUCCGACUGAGCACCUUUGUUUGUGUGUCAGAGCAGGAUGCGGCUUCGUGUCCAGGUCCUGUUUGUUGUCUUGUUGAAAUGAUAGUUUUGGGUCUUAGAUGUUAAUGGCGUAGGUAACCCUGAGGUACAGCGAGUUCACCUUAUCUCAACAUGCAGUAUAGUUUCAAGCAUCCUAUUGUCAAAUGACCAAUCAUUUUUUUUUAAAUGUUCCUGAAUAGCUUUUCGAUAUGCCUCAAGUUUAUCGUCUUAUUUAUCAUAUUAUUUAUUUUGUAUUUAUUAUUUUUCUAUUUUGUUAAAGUUUUAUAUGCUGUUGUGAUUUACGCGUCUCCUCUGAGAAAUGUUCAUUCCCUGUCGUGCAGUUUUUGUGCUUUCAAGUGUUUCAUUGAGUCUGCGAUUCCGCAUCGGAGCCACGCUGAGGGAACAGUACUCUAAAUAAGCGAUAUAAAAGUCGCAAUUUAAAAGCAUCGCUCCCAUAUGUGGCGAAAUGCGGCGUCGCGGGUGCCAUCCAUGACAUACUUACUGUGGAACACCGAUGCAUAAAAAGAAUAUAUUGCUGUCAUGAAAUAAAAAGAAUGAAAACAUGUGUUGUGCCGCGUCAUCUACGCUAAACAAAACAACGGUCCUGAUUGGCCAGUGUAAGCCAGUCAAAUUGGUUCCGCCGUUUGGCCAAUCGCAGUGCAGCUACGUCACCAGUCUCAUAUAAACAGGAAGUCAUCUGAAAGUUGGCACCGAUCACUGACGAAGCGGCGUUAGCAGAUUUUCUUCGUCUUAAUUCCGCAAAAUGAUCGUUCAUUCAUGAAGCUGCUAUGGCCCUAUGGAGAAUUUUUUCACAGCCAGUUUUGGUCGAGUCCUGCUGCUAUGAACCCCAGUACCUCCACCGCCUGCGGCGAGGACCAGCCUUCGGAUGAGGACCAUCUGGACGACUGGCUCUACCUGUCCUCAUCCAGCGUACAGUGUCCCGAGGCUGGCAGGGACCAGCCGGAGGCGCAGGAUGGAAGUAAACUCAGAUCAAAGUUCAUGUCGGCGUGGAACAGUGUGAAAUACGGCUGGACCUUCAAGCAGAAGUCCCACUUCAGCAAAAGCUCUCCCGUGGUUGUUCUGGGAAACGUGUACCAUCUCAAGGACUCAAGUGAAAGAGACUGUUUCUAUCGCUGCUUCGAGUCGCUGCUCUGGUUGACCUACAGGAGAGGCUUCUCGCCGCUGGUCGGCUCUAGUCUGACCAGCGACAGCGGCUGGGGGUGUCUUCUACGCACAGGGCAGAUGAUGCUGGCGCAGGCGCUGCUUUUGCAUUUGAUGCCACCAGGCUGGAGCUGGUCGCCGUGCCAUCACGUGGUCAAGGACGACAUGGAUCUCCCUGAAACCCGAUCCCAGCCCAUCAGCACCGACGACACGCACAGUUUUAGAACCAGAGGGAGCGGGAAGAAGAGUCGGACGCUGAGCUUGGGCUCACUUCUGGACAGUCGCAUGGAGUCCACGCACAGAAGAGCCGUGUCCUGGUUCGCCGACCGCCCGGAGGCGCCGUUUGGGAUUCAUCAGCUGGUGGAGCUGGGGAAGAGCUCCGGGAAGAGGGCGGGGGACUGGUACGGACCCUCCAUCGUGGCACACAUCCUUGAGAAAGCCGUGUCAGUGACCUCUGACCUCCCUAAUCUGGUCGUCUACGUUGCACAAGACUGCACCAUCUACAAAGGCGACGUGAGGCGCGCGUGUGAGCGCCCCGCCUUCUCUUCCUCCGUCCAGCACUGGAAGUCUGUCGUUCUUCUGGUUCCGGUUCGACUUGGAGGACAGGAGCUCAACCCCGCCUACAUCGCCUGUGUCAAAAAACUCUUGAGAUUGCAGUGCUGCAUCGGAAUCAUUGGGGGGAAACCCAGACACUCCCUGUUCUUCGUCGGCUUCCAAGGUGACCAUCUGCUGUACCUGGACCCGCACUACUGCCAGCCCACCGUGGACACCACCAAGGACGGCUUCCCCUUAGAGUCCUUUCACUGCAAACACCCCAGAAAGAUGCCCAUCUCUCGCAUGGAUCCCAGCUGCACCAUCGGCUUCUACGCCACGGGACAGAGGGACUUUGAGUCGCUCUGCAGGGCCGUCAGCGAGGCCGUGUCCACGUCUGCUGAGACGUACCCCAUGUUUAUAUUCGCUGACGGACACAACCAGGAGGACGAGGAGGGCGAGACACGCACCAACGUCACCUACAUCCAGAGGAAGCCGGGCCGCAGGAGGGUGGACACGUGCAACAGCCUGGACGAGUUCGUGCUGCUGUGACCUGCCGCUGCUUUUAUCCAGUCCUUUUACAGCAAACACUGGACCCUGGAGGUUUUCAGAAGCUCCGAACAGAGGCAUGCUUUGUCAUGUGACCGGUGGAACCAUGUGACCUGCACGGGAAUCUCUGCACAACCGCUUGUUGGAGUGUGAUGAAGACUGUUAAGCUGAUGAACCAUAAUAAGGUUGUUUGUACAGUCUCUUAUGAUAACUGCUAUUAUACUUUAAAGCAGAUGAAGAAUAUUACAAUAUUUAUAUUCUAUUUAUGUGCUUUUUCUCUUCUUAUGAGACUAUUUUUCUGCUGUUGUUCGAGGUCUGUCUCUAUGUUGCUUGAGUAAAAAAGUAUUUCCAGCAAUUCCUCCGAUUACUAUCCUGUCAUUGUUUUCAGUUAUUUACUUUAGGUAAAGUGAAGUAUUUAUGUUGUUCAGAAUCCUGCAGGCUCCUUCAGAAUUGUUUUUUUUUUUUCAUCUAAAUUUUGUUCUCCUUUAUUCACUUCAGUCUGAUUUUUCAAGAUACUCUUUCGUUUUUCUUCCAUUUGGAUAGAUAAUUAUAUAUAUUAAAAUGUGUUUUUGCAUUUUUCUGUAAACAUAUAUUAAUAGAAAAUUUGUAUUUCUUUUUUUAUAGUCAAAAUGUUGUAGCCUUAGUGUGAAGUGUCUCACUUUAAAUGUUUUUUAUUUUAUUUCCUCUCAUUGUCAAUCUUAUUUGUAAUGUAUUCAAGAACAUUAUUAUUGUACGUAAUAACAGUUUAAUUUCUCAAUUUCAGUUUGUCUUUUCAACUGUUAUUGUUCCGUUUUAUAUUUCCCAUUUUUAUUUUUAUUUAUUAUUAUUUAUUAUUAUUAGAUGUUCACCUCUCCAUUUAUUGCCCCUUUACAUUUAUGUACAUUUUUGGAAACAAACCCUCCAAAAGAUGUCCUGAAAAAUACUUUUUUUGGUAAUAGCAGUAGUUGUUGUUGAGAUGUUUAU